GUCAGAAGAAUUAUUUUCAGACAAGAUCCCUUCUUGAGAACAAAACGCAACAGAUUUGAGAUGAAAUUUUCCUGGGGAAACGGCCAGGAAUUCCGGCAUCUGCUGCUCUCGCUUCUGCUCCUCACAUCCUGGGAGGCAGGGAGCGGCCAGCUCCACUACUCGGUCCCCGAGGAGGCCAAACACGGCACGUUCGUGGGUCGCAUCGCCCAGGACCUGGGGCUGGAGCUGGCGGAGCUGGUGCCGCGCCUGUUCCGGGUGGCGUCCAAGGACCGCGCGGACCUGCUGGAGGUAAACCUGCAGAAUGGCAUUUUGUUUGUGAAUUCUCGGAUCGACCGCGAGGAGCUGUGCGGGCGGAGGGCGGAGUGCAGCCUCCACCUGGAGGUGAUCGUGGACCGGCCGCUGCAGGUUUUUCAUGUGGAAGUGGAGGUGAAGGACAUUAAUGACAAUUCGCCUGUAUUCCCUGCUACACAAAAGAACCUAUUUAUGGCGGAAUCCAAACCGCUUGACUCUAGAUUUCCACUAGAGGGCGCCUCGGAUGCGGAUAUAGGGCAGAACGCGCUGCUGACUUACACCCUGAGCCCCAAUGAGUAUUUCUCACUGGAAAUGCCUUCCGUGGAUAAGCGGACAAAGCGUCUUGGGCUGGUAUUAAAGAAACCUUUAGACAGAGAAGAAUCCCCAGAACUUCAUUUAGUGCUCACAGCUACUGAUGGCGGAAAACCUGAGCUGACUGGCACCGUUCAGUUACACAUAAAGGUACUAGAUGCCAAUGAUAACGCCCCAGUUUUUGACAAAACAAUCUAUGCAGUAAAAUUACCAGAAAAUGUUCCUAAUGGAACAUUGGUAACUAAGCUCAAUGCUUCUGAUGCAGAUGAAGGCUCAAAUGGAAACAUUAUUUAUUUAUUCUCAGCGGAUACUACACCAAAUGUGAAAUCCAAGUUUCAUGUAGAUCCAAUUAGUGGAGAAAUUGUGGUAAAGGGAUAUAUUGAUUAUGAAGAAAGCAAAUCGUAUGAAAUUCCGGUAGACGCCAGUGAUAAGGGCCAGCCCCCACUUUCUGGCCAUUGUACAGUAAUGGUGGAAAUUGAGGACAGCAAUGAUAAUGUUCCAGUAAUGGAAUUCAAGUCUCUGUCUCUCCCAAUCAGAGAGGAUGCUCCACUGGGCACCGUCAUUGCCCUGAUCAGUGUGUCGGACCAAGACUCAGGAACUAAUGGGGAGGUAACCUGCACCCUGUAUACCCAUGUUCCUUUCAAGUUGGUUUCCACCUUCAAGAACUACUAUUCCUUGGUGCUGGACAGCGCACUGGACCGCGAGAGCGUGUCCAGCUACCAGGUAGUGGUGACCGCGCGCGACGGGGGCUCGCCCCCACUGUGGGCCACGGCCAGCGUGUCUGUGGAGGUGUCUGACGUGAACGACAACGCACCCGCAUUCGCGCAGCCCGAGUACACGGUGUUCGUGAAGGAGAACAACGCGCCUGGCUGCCACAUCUUCACGGUGUCCGCGCGCGACGCCGACGCGCAGGAGAACGCGCGCGUGUCGUACUCGCUGGUGGAGCGGCGCGUGGGCGAGCGGCUGCUGUCGAGCUACGUGUCGGUGCACGCGGAGAGCGGCAAGGUGUUCGCGCUGCAGCCCCUGGACCACGAGGAGCUGGAGCUGCUGCGCUUCCAGGUGAGCGCGCGCGACGCGGGCGUGCCGCCGCUGGGCAGCAACGUGACGCUGCAGGUGUUCGUGCUGGACGACAACGACAACGCGCCCGCGCUGCUGCCCACGGGCGCGGGCGUGCUGGGGGCCGCGCGCAGCGAGCUGGUGGCGCGCUCGGUGGGCGCGGGCCACGUGGUGGCGAAGGUGCGCGCCGUGGACGCCGACUCGGGCUACAACGCGUGGCUGUCGUACGAGCUGGCGCCGGCGGCGGGCGGCGCGCGCAGCCCGUUCCGCGUGGGGCUGUACACGGGCGAGAUCAGCACGACGCGCGGCCUGGACGAGGCGGACGCGGCGCGCCAGCGCCUGCUGGUGCUGGUGAAGGACCACGGCGAGCCGGCGCUCACGGCCACGGCCACCAUGCUGCUGUCGCUGGUGGAGAGCGGCCAGGCGCCCAAGGCGUCGUCGCGGGCGGCGUUGGCGGGCGCGGCGGCGGCGGGCGGCGGCGCGGCGCUGGUGGACGUGAACGUGUACCUGAUCGUGGCCAUCUGCGCCGUGUCCAGCCUGCUGGUGCUCACGCUGCUGCUGUACACGGCGCUGCGCUGCUCGUCGCCGGCCCGCGAGGAGGCGUGCGCGGCGGGGAAGCCCGCGCUGGUGCUGCCGAGCGCGGUGGGGAGCUGGUCGCACUCGCAGCAGAGGCGGCAGAGGGUGUGCUCGGGGGAGGGGCCGCCCAAGACAGACCUCAUGGCCUUCAGCCCUUGUGUACCUGACUCAAGAGAUGGAGAACUGCAACCUGCAGAUGGGGAUUCCGUUUCAAAGGUUAGUUUGCAUUAUCGUUUAUUCACUCUGAAUUCUUGA
This is a messenger RNA of Sorex araneus (European shrew), 2490 nucleotides long. RefSeq names its product protocadherin alpha-4-like. The transcript has a single exon. Gene Ontology annotation, molecular function: calcium ion binding. The record is from RefSeq and is a predicted model, not a curated record. Bases 61 to 2490 code for a protein of 809 amino acids. Gene Ontology annotation, biological process: homophilic cell-cell adhesion. Lineage: Eukaryota; Metazoa; Chordata; Mammalia; Eulipotyphla; Soricidae. Gene Ontology annotation, cellular component: plasma membrane.